CCUACAUCAGUAAAAGUGUCGCCACGGUCUCAUCCAAACCUCCAGCGUCUAUAGCCCUGUUCUGAGACGUGCACUACCAUGCGCCAUAGCCAUGCACACCUUUUACUGCUGCUGCUUCUCUGCAUCGCAUUAAGUGUGCACUGUGAACUGGACACGGAUGUGGUGGUCCCGACGCUGCUGGCCGGACCAGCGGCGCACCUGUCCCGGGAGCACGACCCACACACGGCACGUCGCAGGCCGCGCUCACUGGAUGCUUCUGGGGGAUCCAGCUGGAAUACCGGGGACAUCCUCGUGGCGCUGCCCGCAUUUGGGAGACGGCUGGUGCUAAAUCUUACACAGGACACUUCCUUUCUGUGGCGGGACUUUGUAGUGGAGGAAAGGCGAGGUGAGGACGCAGAGUUACGGAGGGUGCCCCCGGAGCAGCUAUGUUUCUACUCCGGCUCUGUGCUGAACCACUCUGGCUCUGUGGCGUCUAUCAGCACCUGUGGAGGUCUGACAGGACUUGUCCAUGUCGGUGAGGACAUGCUCUUCAUCGAGCCUAUGGUGAAGUUCCCAGUGCAAUCCUUCUCUGGUCAGAAACACAAAGUACAGAGACAAAGACGUUCUGCUCCAGAGCCCAGCUUAUUUAGGGAGCAGACCAGCUCCUGUGGCACUGGACCAGUGCAGAGGGGCUUGUCCCUUGGAGUAGCUGGCCGGAGGAGGAGGCACUCAAUCGGGGUACAUGAGGCCUACACGGUGGAGACAGUGGUGGUGGCAGACUCAGACAUGGUGCAGUAUCAUGGAGCAGAGGCCGCACAGCGCUUCCUCCUCACUGUCAUGAAUAUGGUCUACAACAUGUUUCAGCACCAAAGUUUGGGGGCCAGGAUCAACAUCCGAGUCACCAAGCUGCUGCUGCUACAUAACCGCCCAGCCAAGCUGAAGGUGAGUCACCACGGGGAGCGCUCCCUGGAGAGCUUCUGUCACUGGCAGUAUCAUGAACUGGGCACCAGGCACCUGGGCACUAACUAUCUGCCUGGGGCCAGGGACGACGUGCCUGUGGAUGCGGCUGUGCUGGUUACCAGAACAGACUUCUGCGUCCAUAAAGACGAGCCGUGUGACACUGUGGGUAUCGCAUAUCUGGGAGGGGUCUGCAGCUCCAGGAGGAAGUGUGUUUUGGCAGAGGACAAUGGACUUAACCUGGCCUUCACCAUCGCCCAUGAGCUCGGGCACAACAUGGGGAUGAGCCAUGACGAUGACCACGCCUCCUGCACUGGACACUCCCACAUCAUGUCUGGAGAAUGGGUCAAAGGUCGCAACCCCAGCGACCUUUCCUGGUCCUCCUGCAGCCGGGACGACUUGGAAAAUUUUCUCAGGUCUAAAGCCAGCGCCUGCCUGCUCCACACUGACCCCCGGAGCCGAUACCAGGUGCGGCUCUCUCCCAAACUGCCUGGGAUGCAUUACAGCGUGGAUGAGCAGUGCCAGAUCCUCUUUGGAACCAAUGCCACCUUCUGCACAGACAUGGAACACCUGAUGUGUGCAGGCCUGUGGUGUAUGGUGGAGGGAGACUCAGCCUGUAAGACCAAACUGGACCCUCCUUUGGAUGGGACUGAGUGUGGAGUGGACAAGUGGUGCCGAGCAGGAGAGUGUGUCAUUAAGAGCCCCAUCCCUCAGCACAUUGAUGGGGACUGGAGCCCCUGGAGCCAGUGGAGCAUGUGCAGCCGGACCUGUGGCACUGGAGUGCAGUUCAGGCAGAGAAAGUGUGACAACCCUCCUCCUGGUCCUGGGGGCCGUCACUGUCAGAAGGCCAGUGUGGAGCAUAAGGCCUGUGAGAGCCCCCCCUGUCCUAAAGGGGCCCCUAGUUUCAGAGACCUGCAGUGCCUGUCCCACGACCGGCAGUUCCCUCUCCUGAAGAGCAGCAUGAUGACAGCGAUAGUCAACGAUGAGAAGCCAUGCGUGCUUUUCUGCAGUCCGGUGGGGCGCAGUGUUCCGGUGCUGGUGUCUGAGCGGGUGAUGGACGGAACGCCCUGUGGCCCGUAUGAGGCUGACCUCUGUGUGAACGGAAGAUGUCAGAAGAUCGGCUGUGACGGCAUCAUCGGCUCUGCUGCUAAAGAGGACCGCUGUGGGGUGUGUAAUGGAGACGGACGCUCAUGUCGAGUGGUCAGAGGAGACUUCAACCACACCAAGGGAAUGGGAUACAUCGAGGCAGUGGUGAUCCCGGCUGGAGCGCGGAGAAUCAAAGUGGUGGAGGGCAAGCCUUCUCACAGCUUCCUGGCUCUUAAGGACUCGGGGAAGAAGUCCAUCAACAGUGACUGGAAGAUCGAGCUCCCGGGAGAGUUUGAGGUGGCUGGGACCACUGUGCGCUACGUGAGGAGGGGACUAUGGGAGAAGAUGUCCGCCAAGGGCCCCACUACGCUGCCUCUGCACCUCAUGGUGCUGCUCUUCCAUGACCAGAGCUAUGAGAUUCACUACGAGUACACUAUGACUUUGAACGCAUCGGAGGUGAGCGUGGAGCAGAGGGAGCCUGAGCAUCUGUACAUCUGGACCCACAGCCGCUGGCUGGACUGCACUGUGCAGUGUGGAGGAGGGGAACGGAGGACUGUGGUGUCCUGUAUGAGAUUAGCCAAUAAAAGCAUGGAGGUGGUCAGUGACAGCUUCUGCCAACCUGAGAAUAGGCCCCUCCCACAGGUCCGGCCUUGCAACUCGCACCCCUGUCAGUACAGGUGGGUGACGGGCGAGUGGGGGUCCUGCUCUGUCACCUGUGGGAAAGGCCUCCAGCAGAGGGAGGUUGGCUGUGUGUACCAGCUGCAGAACGGCUCUCUCAUCCACACCAGGGACCUGUACUGCCAGAGCGGCAAGCCCCCCGGGGUGCAAGCCUGUGAGGGACGGCUCUGCCUCAAUGUGUGGGAGGCUUCCGAGUGGUCCAAGUGUUCGUCGGACUGUGGGGAGGGGGUCCGCAGCAGGACAGUGCUCUGUACAAACCCCCAGGGCCUCUGUGACCCCCUGUCCAGACCGCCCCACCAGGAGCCCUGCCAGGACCACUCCCAAUGCUAUGAGUGGAAGACCGGGGACUGGUCCAAGUGCUCCUCCUCCUGUGGAAAAGGCCUUCAGUCUAGAGUGGUCCAGUGCAUGCACCGCGUGACUGGUCGCCAUGGUGACGAGUGUCCGGUGAUGCUGAGACCCCCGGCCUACAGACCCUGUCACCUGGACACCUGCAACCAGAAGGUCAACGUCAACACCAUCACCUCCCCCAGACUAGCUGCUCUGACGUACAAGUGCAGAGGGGACCAGUGGGCGGUAUACUGUCGCGUGGUGCGAGAGAAGAACCUGUGCCAGGACAUGAGGUGGUACCAGCGCUGCUGCCAGACCUGCCGAGACUUUUAUGCCAACAAAUCUCUCCUCUCCCCUGACUGACCACAGCAGCUCGGUGAUCAUGGCUCUUAGCGUUAUUUGAAUUCUCUUGCAAAGACUGUAGGUGACACUUGUUUAUAUUUUGAAUUGCUCAAAGUUUAAAUGAAGACUUGAAUAUGUCCAGAACGUUUCUAUGCACCAAAAAUGAGUGUGAGGAACUCCUUGAAGUAUUCAGACAUGUUUUGCUUUUGUUUGUAGUCAAGCACAUUUCUGAUAUCUGUUCACGCUCUCGUCCACAGCUGUCUUCAGUGGAAAAUAAUCCACUGUGUUUUAAUGAAACACUUCCAGACAUUUUAGUUUGAUGGUUGGACAUUCACUGAAACCAUCGAUGUAAACAUAAUAAUAAUGUAAUAAUAAUGGUGUGUUGUGCUUUACAAGCUUGACUAGCUAGCUUGACAAGCGCUUCAGUAUAUUAUUAUUCAUUAUACUUUUGUAGCCACAGCUGCCCUGGGACAGACUGGGACUGACAUAGCUCUCCAAUCACCCCCAAUCUCUCGCACACCACAUUAAAAUGUAAUGCCGUAGGACACCAGUUAAAAGGCCCCCGCUUCACCACUAGAAUGUUCACUUUUUAUGCACUUGGUAAAACAUGAACUGAAUGGUCACAGACAAUGUUCCUUACAGCAAAACUCAUUAUAACAAUUUAAACCUUUGUUACUGUAAUAUAUGCAUACUGUUUAUUGUAACCGUAUUUUUUAAACAAUAUUCUGCACAUUUCACACCUGGCUGCCUGCUCCUGAGACGCCACUUUCAGCACUUUACAUGUUUAAAGUAACACUAUGUGACCCAGUGCAGAUCUGUGCCUCUGCCAGACCUCUUCUGGGCCUGAACAGUACACACCAGGGGACUCUGUGUUACUUUAGUCAUCUUUUCUGGUUAGAGCAGUCAGAACGGAGCAGGGGUCUUCGGGUGGAUGUGGGUAACACUUUAGUUUAGGGACUACAUAUUAAUGGGUAUUUGAUAUUAGUUAGUGGUUAUUCAGAUAGUGUUUAUAAAGCACUUAUGAAUACGUUAUUGAGAUAAGUUAAAAUAAUGUCUAAUAACACACAUAUGAUGCUUAAACAGUGGUUGAGAAUAUUAAAGAGCACUAUCGCAACACAACCAGCAAGUGUUCUGCUAAUGAAACUAGUGCACAUCACAUCGGGCUUGUCAGGUUGUUGUGUACAGUUUUGUAUCAUGCUUUUGUAUGCAGAAUCGUGUAGGAGCAUGGGUGACGUAGGCUUGUGGGCUUAGACAGGAUCUUACCGCUAACCGUAAAGAGGGUUUGAAUAGGGCUAGAUUAGGACGGUUUGAAUAGGGCUAGAUGACGCAAAUGCAUGGAUGACAUAUAAAAACCUCUUUGGACAUGUUUAUGAUGAGGGAACAACAUUAUAACAUGGUAGAAAGCUCAAAAAAUGAUAUUGCAUAAUACCCUCACUUAUCUAAAUGUCUAAAUAGUUGUUAAAUGCCGUCAUACAGGAAAAAAACAAGAACAUUAAUAGGAACUUUAUAAACUCUAAUAAAGAUCUAAUGAACUACUUAGUAUGCCCAUUAGUUUGCCAAUAAUAGCUGGUCCUUAAACCAAAGUGUUACCCUAAUAUGGUCAUUGUAAAGGUCCUAUAUCAUGCAAAACUAUUUUAGCUUUUAACCUUGUAAUAAUUUUUUUUUAUCAGACACACACCUGGAAUUGUGUUGUUUCCCUAUCAGAAGCUCAAAAACAUGCCCCUCUUCUCAUCAAACCAAGAUGGUAGUACUCCAGAAAUGCUCCUCUGUGUUUUUAAAGUACUUUUUUGCUAGGCCCAUUUAGGUUACAUCAUGUCAUUUCAUUUUCAUCACAGCACAGCUAACCAAUGUCAAUGGUAACAGGUUAAAGUGCAUAUGACAGAUUAAUAUAUUUUUCUAAUUAUUACUUGGUUUGGUGGGAUAGUACUUGUUGUAAAUAUUUAUCAUAGUUUUACAUCAGUGGUGGUUUGUGGGAAAAACGUUGAAGUUGAAAGUACAAAAAUAUAGAAACUAGUGGUGAGUUCUAAAACGCAAUACCUCUACUUGUGUCACUGAUACCGAAAAUUCCAUCCAAAAUUCAUUUAACAAAAUAAUGGUAUUGUCAUUUAUUUGUAUUAUUCCAAUCAUGACUAUUGUGUCAUUUAGACUAGUUUUGACCCCUGCAAAUUACCUCUGUGCAUGUCAUAUCUACUGCCC
Messenger RNA from Periophthalmus magnuspinnatus, 5565 nucleotides. RefSeq names its product ADAM metallopeptidase with thrombospondin type 1 motif, 17 (gene adamts17). The record is from RefSeq and is a predicted model, not a curated record. Gene Ontology annotation, biological process: extracellular matrix organization; proteolysis. Gene Ontology annotation, cellular component: extracellular matrix. Gene Ontology annotation, molecular function: metalloendopeptidase activity. Lineage: Eukaryota; Metazoa; Chordata; Actinopteri; Gobiiformes; Gobiidae. The transcript has 23 exons. Bases 79 to 3390 code for a protein of 1103 amino acids.